AUGGACACCGCAUUGAAUAAAGAAAAUGACUGUACCAGUGUGAUAUCCCAAUCAGUUAUGGACUCUCAUUUUUCAGCCUCCCCAAUCAAACCCUUGAAGUCACAGCGUUCGUUGAACUCGUUGAACUCGCCCAUGAAUUCGCCCUCCAGAAAGUUGGAUCCAUCCCCCACUAGACGAAGAAAAAUGGAUCAACCUGCCACAAACCCGUUGUCGGGUCUUCAGAAAGAGUACACCCAGCUAGAGAGAAAGUACACCGACUUGCUACUCAAGAACAACGAAAUAUCCGCAGAUUAUGCUCAACUUGAACAAGAUCUUUUCUCCAAGGAUUCCACUAUCAAGGAGCAGAAAGAGCGCAUCGCCAAUUACGAAACCUACGUAAGAAACAUACAGGAUGACUAUACCAAGAACAAGGACCUUCUCAACAAGGAAAUAUACUUCUACAAAGAAUUGAUUGAAGAAUUGCAGUUCAAAGUCAAAAAAUUGAAUUCAGAAUUGGACACUAAUAGGAAGCGCGAGAAGGAAAUACAGCAGAAGUCAGAGGACCCAAAGUCACAAAGCGAUGACUUGCAGGACAUAUUGGAGAUAUCUGAAAAGUUUAAUCGUCUUCUCAAGGACUUCAAAGUGUUGCAAAGUAAUUUUGAAUUGGAGAGAAACUCCAAAUUGGUUUUGAUAGAUCAAAUUGAAUUCUUGACCAAAGAGAACGAACUAUUAUCGAACCAAAAUUCUAGCAAGAAUUCCGUUAAGCACGAUGAAGACUUACUAGAACAUAUCGAUCAAUUAAACGAUAGUGUGAUAAAUGAUUUUGCAACAACCAUACACACAAUGAAUGAAUUGACAGACGAAGACGAGGAGGAUAAUAAUGAUUAUGAUGACCAACAACCUAAUAAUGACUUAAGCAUUGACGACUCGAAUGAAACUGAUUUAAAUCACUCAAGUGUGUUGAAUUACUUUGCUGACGAACUGCAAAUUAACCAUUCAUCUCCUAUCAAGCAUCAAUAUGGUAACGACGAAUCUUUGGAAAUUUCCAAGAGCUUCCAGUUUCCACCUCAAAAUCUGCAGCCAUAUUAUCCUCCUUCUCCUGAUCCUGAAUCAAAAGACUUGAAAAGGAAAUCAUUACCUGUCAAAAUUAGAACUUCUCCUCAUUUGGAUAAUGAAGAGUUCGUGCUAUCUCCAUUGAAGUUGGCAACCAACACUAGUCACAACUAUUUCGAUAUCGAUGACAACAACACACCCAAUAAUACCAUAGAAAGAUACUCCAAUUCCAAGCCAACCCAUUCACGUUAUAAUAGUUAUGAUAUUGUCCCUAUUAAGGUUGAGUUUGAGACUGUGCAUCCAUCACCAAGAAGUACGUCAGUUCCUGAAAAGGAGCACCAGAAGAAGAAGUUUGGAGUCAUAAAUGAGACCCCUGAAUUGCCAACCAGGGGAGCCACCAAGUCAUCGGUGAGAAAUAGUGCGUUUUAUGCAUUGAACGGAUAUGACGCGGACGUACCAUCAAAUAGAAACUCUAUCACUACCGCAACCUCAUCUAAGAGAUCGAGCAUGAUCAUGGAAAAUCCUGCCCAAGACAUGACCAAACAAGAAAUCAUGAAAUUAAAGUUCGAAUUGCAGUCCUUGAAAUUGCACAAUGAGAAAUUGUUGUCGUAUAUUGGCUUCGAACUACAAAAGCAAAAGAAUCAUAUUAAGAAGCUUUCCAACAAACAAUCGGCAAGGACAUUAAAGAAGCUAAACGACGUCAGCAAGAAUAUUGAGUAUUCUGAUGCCAAAUUGAUCGAGAGUUCCAAAGAUAUGUUGAUUCAUAAGAAACGGGUGUUGAGACUGGUAUCCAUCAAUCCAAUUUUGUCAAAGAACUACGGAAACAACAAUGCAAAUAAAGCCUCCAACCCAAUAGGAAUUAUGAACAAAGGGAUACUCCCACUUGCCAAUCAAUUACUAGAGGGGUUUGACCCCGAGCACCAUGAAUUCAUUGGCGACCAAGCAGAGGAUGAUUACGGAUUUAUGAAUCACAACGAUAAGUUCAGCAAACGGAUCUUUUCAAGUGGAUUGCAAGCAUACUUGAACUGCGAUGAAUUGGAUGAAACCGAAGGUGCCGUCGAGGAUUCGUUUGAGUCUGAAAAUGAGAGAAACAUCAAGAAGUACAAAUCGCAGCUGUUCUUAAUGGGGAAAGUGCUUGAGUCCAGUGAUGAUGACGAUGACGACGACAGCAUCGAGGAAGUUGAAGAGACGGAAGACACUCACGCCAUGAAGCGCAAGGACUCCGAAUGGGAUAGUGAUGGGGCCAGCUUGUCUUCGGACGAAGAGAUGGGAAUGUUGACUCAGAUCAAGUAUCUCAUUUUGGGGUCGAGUGCCAUCAUGCUGAAGAAUUCCAAAAAGAGACGAGAGCAGCAGCAGUUGGUGGACGAUGGGCUCAAGUUGAAAUUCAUGACCAUCACCCUAGGAAUUAUGAUUCUUGGGUUGAAGUUAUCGCAACAGACCAAUGCGUCUCGGUAG
This is a messenger RNA of Suhomyces tanzawaensis NRRL Y-17324, 2487 nucleotides long. RefSeq lists its product as uncharacterized. Lineage: Eukaryota; Fungi; Ascomycota; Pichiomycetes; Serinales; Debaryomycetaceae. The transcript has a single exon. The record is from RefSeq and is a predicted model, not a curated record. The coding region runs from base 1 to 2487 and encodes 828 amino acids.